AUGGUCAAGAAGAGCUUGAAGAAAAAGAAGCAAGGAGCCCCUGGCGAAGCGGCAGCCAAGGCGGCCUUCGUUGCCUCCAAGGCCAAGAAGAGCAAGAAGCCGCCGCCCAAGGUUGAGGAGCCCGAAGAGGACGAAGAUGAUGAGGAUGAGGAUGAGGAGGAAUCGCAAGAGAUGGACGAUGUCGAGGACGAUGAGGGCGAAGAAGAAGAAGACGAGGAUGAGGACGAAGUUGCCGGCUCGCUCAAAGUGUUCGUUGGCAACAUCCGCUGGUCUCAGGACGAAGAGGCCGCGAUACGAAAGAAGUUCUCUGCGUGCGGCGAAAUUGUCAGCGUUGAGAUGCCAAAGAAGCUCUGUUUCCUGACCUUUGCCUCCGCUGCCGGCAUGAAGAAGGCUCUGGAGCUUGAUGGGCAGGAGUUCAAUGGUGAGGGCUUCAAAGUCAAGCCGGCCAUUGACAAGCAGCUUCAAGGCUCUAAGCGAGGCGGGGGCGAUCCUCGCCAAGGUGGUGGAGGCAAAGGCAAAGGAAGGCAAGGCAAGGAUGGUAAAGGCAAGAAAGGAAAGGGGAAAGGCAAGGAGAAAGGCAAGGACAAAGGCAAGGGAAAAGAUGCGGCCAAGGGAAAAGGGAAGUCAAAAGGAAAAGAUGGCAAGGGCUCCAAGGGGGCGAAAGGGAAACACAAGAAGAAAGGCAAACAGAGCUAG
Messenger RNA from Symbiodinium pilosum, 696 nucleotides. NCBI's taxonomy places the organism in Eukaryota, Dinophyceae, Suessiales, Symbiodiniaceae. The record is from the annotation of a GenBank genome assembly.